AUGUUGGAGUCGUUUCACAGACAAGACUAUCGGCGGAUCAGUUGUCGUAACACAUUAUCGAUGAUGUCUUCGUCGUCGGCCACAAGAGUGGGUGAGAUCUUCAACGCCGCGGGAAUUGCUUUCACAAAAUUGGGUGAACUGUCGAUGACUUUACACGAAAGUGAGGACACGUCGGGUGCGGCCACCGGUCGCUGGGACUCAGAGGACAUCCAAAUGCUUCAGUCGGCUGUCAAACGGUUUGGCGAAGAGUUGAAUCAGAUAUCNAAUCAAAUAAAAUACUAUUAA
Messenger RNA from Medioppia subpectinata, 285 nucleotides. Lineage: Eukaryota; Metazoa; Arthropoda; Arachnida; Sarcoptiformes; Oppiidae. The record is from the annotation of a GenBank genome assembly.